CAGAAAUCCCGCAAGCCGAAGGCCAGCACCCCCGCCAGCCACAGCGAGGCCAUCGCCGAGGCCACCGACGUCCCCAGCAGCGCCGCUGCCGUCACCCGUCCCGGGACCCUCAGGGACCCCCCCCACGGGCCUCCCCGGCGCGUCCACCAUGGCCCGACACGCCUCGACACGCCUCGACACGCCUGGACACGCCGCUGCCCUCCUGCUCCUGCUCCUGGCCCACGCUGAAAUUUUAAGCGGAGACACUCCUGCAGGCGCAGAGCCCGAGUGCGGACGUCAGCGGGAGCUGGGCCGCGUGGUGGGGGGCACGGCCGCCCGCCCCGGAGAGUGGCCUUGGCAGGUCAGCCUCCAGCUGCGCGGCGAGCACUUCUGCGGGGGCACCCUCGUCACCCCGCAGUGGGUCCUCUCAGCUGCCCACUGCUUCCAGGGGCCCAACGGGAGCCGGGCAGAGCCCAGAGAAUGGCGGGCAGUGGUGGGCCGGCUCCGGCUGGAGGAGACAGGAGGCCAGGAGAGGACGGUGGUGGAAGUGGUGGUCCACGAAGGCUACCGACGGGUGGAGGGAGGCCAUGACCUGGCGUUGGCCCGCCUGGAGUCCCCCGUCACCCUCGGAUCCCGCGUGGGGACCAUCUGCCUGCCCCAGGCCAACCACCCCUUCGCCUUCGGCACGCCGUGUUGGAUCACCGGAUGGGGCCACGUGGCCGAGAACGUGUCCCUGCCGGCAGGUUCCCCCCUCCAGAAGGUGGCCUUGGACCUGCUGAGCCGCAAGACCUGCAACUGCCUCUACUCCAACCUCCGGAACCGGGAGCUGGCACGGCCGGCACGGCACGGCAUGGUCUGCGCCGGCGGGCAGGAGGGCGGCCGCGGCGCCUGUCAGGCAGACUCGGGGGGCCCGCUGGCCUGCGGGGGUCCUGGGGGGCAGUGGGUGCAGGCUGGGGUGCUGAGCUUCGCCGUGGGUUGCGCCCGCCCCAACGGGCCGGUGCUGGCCACGGGGCUGGUGGCCCACGCUGGCUGGCUGAGGCGACGUCUGCCCCCCACCGUUUUCGCCCCCCCGGGACCCCCCCCACCUCCCGGUUUGGAAGACGGCAAGUGCCUGGGCUGCGGGAUGCAGGGGGGUCCGCAACUGGACGCCCCCCCCGGCCCUUCUUGGCCCUGGGCUGUUAGCCUGCGGCUACGGGGGGAGCACCGCUGCGGGGGGGCACUGGUGGCCGAGAGCUGGGUGCUGACGGCCGCCCACUGCUUCAUAGGGCAGCAGGCAGCGGAAGCUUGGGAAGCGGUGGCGGCGGGGGACACAAGGCGGAAAGGCGCCCGGUUGCACCUCCACGGAGCCUACGUGGAACCGGGGGGGGGCCGGGACCUGGCCCUGUUGCGGUUGGAGACCCCCCUGCCCCUGGGGCCGACGCUGCGGCCCCUCUGCCUGCCCUACAGCGAGCAUCAACGGCCCCCCGGCACCCGCUGCUGGGCGCUGCUGGCCCCCAACGGCUCGUCCAUCCCCGAGAAGCUGGUCAACGUGGAGGUGACGCUCUCCGAGUCCUGCGGGACACGGGGGGACCUCAGAGAUGAUGAGGGGGUCCUGUCCCCCCCUGACACCUUCUGCAUCACCGUCCCCGAGGGCACCAGCGCCUGCCAGCCGGACGGGGGGUCCGCCCUGGUCUGCGAGGAACGGGGGAUCUGGUUCCUGAUGGGAACAGCCACCGUGGGGGGCUGCGCCCAAGGGGGGCCCCCCCUUUUCACCGCCGCCCCCCACUACGAGCGCUGGAUCGCCGGCAUCACCCGCGAGGCCUAUUUCGCCGAGACCCCCCCGGACCCCCGCGAGGAGGAGGAGGAGGAGGAAGAAAAGGAGCCCACGGAGGACCCAGGUGCCCGGGAGCACCCCAAACCCACGGAGAACCCGGGCUUCGGGGGGGGCCCCAACACCUGGAGGCGAGCCCAGGUCCCCGAGGGUACCGACGUCCGGGGGUACCCCGAAUCCUGGGGGGACCCCGAGAUUUGGGAGAGCUCUGGCAAGGCCUGACGCCCGCUUC
This is a messenger RNA of Harpia harpyja (harpy eagle), 2021 nucleotides long. Its product is annotated as serine protease 53-like. NCBI's taxonomy places the organism in Eukaryota, Metazoa, Chordata, Aves, Accipitriformes, Accipitridae. Gene Ontology annotation, molecular function: serine-type endopeptidase activity. Gene Ontology annotation, biological process: proteolysis. Bases 149 to 2011 code for a protein of 620 amino acids. The record is from RefSeq and is a predicted model, not a curated record. The transcript is spliced from 11 exons.